AAAUAAUGGCCUUAUAUUUUCAGAAUGUAUCAAGUACCAGAUUACAAUCAGACUGUGUCAAUGAAGCUAUCAGAGGUUCUGGCUGAUAUAGGUGUUGAUGAGAGAAUAGUGAUGAAGAGGAGAAGAACAUGGCUUCUGAUGGAAUCAAUAGAAAAUAUAACUUUACCAACUACUUGAUAAAAAUGCUUCAGCAUACUUUUUUGGGAGUCAAUCAGAAGGUACAACUACAACAGGAAUGCAAUCAGACCUAGAUCAACUAUAUUGCGAUAAAGCAUUCCCUGUGAUACAAGACUGGAGAGACUGGAUACCUGGUUUAUAUAAUCAUUUGAUGAUUCAAGAUAAUUCUGUAUCUCCUGGAUAUUGUUUACUUCAAGUGCUGAGACCUGAUGCUCCUCUUCCUGAAGAUGGUGAAUCUGAUCAAUUCUUUUUCAAAGACAGAACAGGAAAAUUACUUUUAAAGAAUUUUAUAGUAUCUUUAUUUAAUAUAAACCAUGAAAUACAUGGGCCAGCAGGUUUUCAACAAGGACAACCAGGCAUCUGUGAUAAAGAUUCUGUGUUUGCUCUACAUUGUACAACAUGGCCACAACAAGCUAGACAAUGGUUGGAUCAGCAAGGUGAAGGUCAAUGGCCAUCUGCUGAAAUGAAACAAUAUUGCAGCAGAACUGGAUGCUUUGUUGUUGGUGUUGGAUGUAGUGGCAGUGAACAUGAGCAACUUGAAUGGAGAAUAUCAACAUCUUUAGCAGAAAGGUGUUUAAUGUUCAACCUGAAUAUUACACAGAUUCGCUGUUAUGUCUUGAUGAAAAUUAUUUUAAAAACAUUUAUAAAUCCACUGUUUAAAGAUGUUAUUACAAGUUUUAUGUGUAAAACUGUACUCUUCCAUUGUAUUUCCAAUACACAUUCUAACAUCUGGAGAGAAAAUAACUUACUUUCUUGUCUAUCACUGUGUUUAUAUCUCCUGUACAACAAUAUCAUUAAUGAAAAUUGUCCGCAUUUUAUCAUACCUGGGAACAAUUUAAUGAGGGGGAAAAUUUCACCUGCAGUCAAACCAUAUAUCCUGGAAAUAUUAAGAAAUAUCAUCAACAGUGAAGGAGUAGCACUUCUUUGGAUUAAAUGUGAUGCUCUUGGUUCCAGGCUUCAACGUAAAAUUUUAAAUUUAGGUACAAUCAAGACAACUGACAUUACUUCAGGAUCACAAUUAUUUAAUCUAGCAGUAUAUAUAUAUUAUACACUGAAAAGAAUUAAUUAUCAUCUUAAGGACAGUAGUCCUAAUGAAGCUGUAGAAAUAUUAAAGAACUUUGUAUUGAAGACAAUCAACUGUCAAUAUGAAGGAUUAGAUAAGCCAGCCACUCAUCUUCUGUUACCAUGGUAUUGUACAACACUUGGAUCUGUCCUGGCUUCACUCAACAUCUAUCAUUACAACACUGUAUCAGCAGAUGCCCUCAAACUCAUCUCACUUGGUCUGAAUACAGAUGUUGCAUCAAGUAAACUGAAACUAGCUUCUAUUUUAUAUCGUGUACAAGAAAUACAAAAAGCUAACGCAGUACUCAGUGAGAUUGAAAGAAGAUAUGAUCUACAAAUUGUUGAGCCUGUCUGUAGUUGUUAUCAAUUUGAGAUAAAAUCAGUAAGACAAGGAUUCUAUAAAUUAUGUGAAAAUCAUAAUGAAGAAAUCUUACAGUAUACAACAGCAUCAUGUGUUAGAUAUCUGCAAUGUGAAAUUCACUGUGUACCAAAUGAACUCAGGUAUGAAAUGUUUAGAUCUACACAAGAGGACAGAAUGUUUCGUACAAAAGAAGACAACGACUGGAUGGAUUGUGCUGUAGUGGAUUCCCUCCCUUACCUCUACUUUCUACAAUACAAAGUUUACAGCCAUCUUGGAAGACAUGACCUGAAACAAGCUGCGCUCUUCAAAUUAAUCAGAACCAUAAAAAAGGAACGAAACCUUGGACAUCAGGAAACAGCUCUAAAUCUUCUAGGAAAAUGCAUGGAACAAGAAGGUAGAGCUGGAGACGCUUUACAGUGUUAUUUGAUGUCACUUAAUAUAAGGGGGAGAAACAAUGCUGCAAAGAUUCAUAUCACCAUACUCCUAUCUGUACUGAUAAAUACAAGGAGAUAAAAGGUAUGCAAAAUAUGUGGAAAUGACUAAAGCAAGACAGUGAGACAAAUGAGUGGUAGCUACAAGCUAGAUUAUGACAGCAACAUUCGUGCUCAACAUCAUCUUAUAUUUUGUCAAAUAGCAAAUUUCUUGUCAUAAGAAACACUUUUUGAUACAUAUGUGUAUGUCAUCCAUAAUUCCAUAUGUGAAAGAGAUAAAGCAAACUGUCAUAUAGUCUGGUUUUCAUGUCUGAUUGUUGAUAUUUCAUAGUCUGGUUUUCAUGUCUGAUUGUUGAUAUUUCAUAGUCUGGUUUUCAUGUCUGAUUGUUGAUAUUUCAUAGUCUGGUUUUCAUGUCUGAUUGUUGAUAUUUCAUAGUCUGGUUUUCAUGUCUGAUUGUUGAUAUUUCAUAGUCUGGUUUUCAUGUCUGAUUGUUGAUAUUUCAUAGUCUGGUUUUCAUGUCUGAUUGUUGAUAUUUCAUAGUCUGGUUUUCAUGUCUGAUUGUUGAUAUUUCAUAGUCUGGUUUUCAUGUCUGAUUGUUGAUAUUUCAUAGUCUGGUUUUCAUGUCUGAUUGUUGAUAUUUCAUAGUCUGGUUUUCAUGUCUGAUUGUUGAUAUUUCAUAUAGUCUGGUUUUCAUGUCUGAUUGUUGAUAUUUCAUAGCCUGGUUUUCAUGUCUGAUUGUUGAUAUUUCAUAGUCUGGUUUUCAUGUCUGAUUGUUGAUAUUUCAUAGUCUGGUUUUCAUGUUUGAUUGUUGAUAUUUCAUAGUCUGGUUUUCAUGUCUGAUUGUUGAUAUUUCAAAGUAAGAUAAUAACUUCACUUUUGUAUUGAUAUGUCUGAUUCUCAUCAUUUUGGUAGUAUUCAUUAUCUUCACAUGAAAUAAUCAGUAAUUGCUCAUUUAUCAUCAUCUAUUGAACUCAUUUUUACAAAUAUCUUUAUUCCUUAAACUUUUCUAAAAUGUUUUUCGAAGCUGCCAUGUUAUAGGUUAGUACAUAAUAAUAUCCAUAUUUUCGUACUUUAAAUAAUUGAAGCAUAUUUAGCUUUACUGCAUAAUAUGUAUUUGUAAUUUGUAUCAACAAUUGUUGAAGAAAUAAACUUUUAUGGGUUAGUUUUGUAAAAGAAGAUGGUACUAUUUCUUCAUUAAUUUAUGUAGUUGACUUGAGUACCUGUAAAUAAAUCCUGUCAAUUUAC
Messenger RNA from Ruditapes philippinarum (Manila clam), 3277 nucleotides. RefSeq lists its product as uncharacterized. Lineage: Eukaryota; Metazoa; Mollusca; Bivalvia; Venerida; Veneridae. The transcript has a single exon. The record is from RefSeq and is a predicted model, not a curated record. Bases 236 to 2113 code for a protein of 625 amino acids.